UCUACGCGAGCGAGAGUAAAACAUCUGCUUAAAAAAGAAAUUGAUUGGUUUUGGCUUAAAUUAUAUCCAAUCAGAUUUGAAAUUUGAAACAAAAAAUUUCAUGAAGUCGUAACCAGCCCAACAGCAAUUUUAUUCUACCAGAUCCUCAGAAGGAAACUAGCGAUACGUUGCUUCGCAAAGUUAACUUCUAAUUUAAUAUAUUUUACAUAGUUUAUAAGACUUUUUAAAGAAAAUUCAAAAUGCGUGAAUGUAUAUCAGUUCAUGUUGGACAAGCUGGUUGUCAGAUAGGAAAUGCGUGCUGGGAAUUGUACUGUCUUGAGCAUGGUAUUCAGCCUGACGGUCAGAUGCCUAGUGACAAAACCAUUGGAGGUGGCGAUGACUCAUUUAACACGUUUUUUAGCGAGACAGGUGCAGGCAAACACGUACCAAGAGCUGUCUUUGUUGAUUUAGAGCCAACUGUGAUAGAUGAAAUCCGAACUGGAACAUAUCGUCAGUUGUUUCAUCCUGAGCAACUUGUUACAGGCAAAGAAGAUGCUGCUAAUAAUUAUGCUAGAGGUCAUUAUACCGUUGGUAAAGAGCUUAUUGACCAAGUAUUGGAUCGCAUCAGAAAACUUGCUGACCAAUGUACUGGUCUUCAAGGAUUUUUGAUCUUUCAUUCCUUUGGUGGAGGAACUGGAUCAGGAUUUACUUCAUUACUUAUGGAACGUCUUUCUGUUGAUUAUGGAAAAAAAUCAAAAUUAGAGUUUGCAGUUUAUCCCGCACCACAAGUUUCUACAGCUGUGGUAGAGCCCUAUAACUCUGUUUUGACCACACAUACUACAUUAGAACACUCUGAUUGUGCAUUUAUGGUUGACAAUGAAGCUCUUUAUGACAUUUGCAGACGCAAUUUGGAUAUUGAGCGACCAACCUACACAAAUCUCAACAGGUUGAUUGGUCAAAUUGUGUCAUCUAUUACUGCAUCUUUAAGAUUUGAUGGAGCUUUAAAUGUUGAUCUAACUGAGUUCCAAACUAACUUGGUGCCAUACCCUCGAAUCCACUUUCCUUUGGCCACUUAUUCACCUGUCAUUUCUGCUGAAAAAGCAUACCAUGAACAACUUACUGUUGCUGAAAUAACCAAUGCAUGUUUUGAACCAGCAAAUCAAAUGGUAAAAUGUGAUCCUCGUCACGGAAAGUACAUGGCUUGUUGUCUUUUGUAUCGUGGUGAUGUUGUUCCCAAGGAUGUAAAUUCAGCCAUUGCUACAAUCAAGACAAAACGCACAAUUCAGUUCGUAGAUUGGUGUCCAACUGGAUUCAAAGUUGGUAUUAACUAUCAACCUCCAACAGUUGUACCUGGUGGUGAUCUUGCUAAAGUUCAACGUGCUGUUUGUAUGUUGAGCAAUACAACUGCAAUCGCCGAAGCAUGGGCACGACUUGAUCAUAAGUUUGAUCUUAUGUAUGCUAAGCGUGCAUUUGUUCAUUGGUAUGUUGGAGAAGGUAUGGAGGAAGGAGAGUUUUCUGAAGCACGUGAGGACAUGGCUGCAUUAGAAAAAGAUUAUGAAGAAGUUGGAGUUGACUCAGUAGAUGAGGAAGCUGCUGAAGAAGGUGAUGAGUAUUAAAGUGUAAAAUAUUAUUCUGAAAGUUAAUGAGCAAAUUUAAAA
Messenger RNA from Hydra vulgaris (swiftwater hydra), 1637 nucleotides. Its product is annotated as tubulin alpha-1A chain. NCBI's taxonomy places the organism in Eukaryota, Metazoa, Cnidaria, Hydrozoa, Anthoathecata, Hydridae. The record is from RefSeq and is a predicted model, not a curated record. Gene Ontology annotation, molecular function: GTP binding; structural constituent of cytoskeleton. Gene Ontology annotation, cellular component: microtubule; cytoplasm. Gene Ontology annotation, biological process: mitotic cell cycle; microtubule cytoskeleton organization.